This is a messenger RNA of Anthostomella pinea, 1470 nucleotides long. The record is from the annotation of a GenBank genome assembly. Lineage: Eukaryota; Fungi; Ascomycota; Sordariomycetes; Xylariales; Xylariaceae.
AUGAGGCUCGAUGUCUCGCUAUUCGGGCUCCUGACCUGCUUGUUGGGACUGGCAGUAGCAGAUUAUCCCACGAGACCACCCGCACAGGGGGAAGAGACGGACGACGAUGACACAGCAACGGUGACAACGGCCUCGGCGUCUUCAAAUUCUAUUGUUUCCCUGGCGUCGGCACUUCCGACUCCGGCCGUGUUUCCGGAAGAUUCGGGGAACCGGACGCUACAGUUUGUGAAGGGCGACGGGAUCAGCGAAUUGACAGUUACUGCUGUCAACCUGGUCAAAUUUCGUGGCGAUGAGGUUAUUGCGAGAGCCGAGUUCACGACAGCAACCACGCCGAGCACCAACGCGAGUCUGGAUAAGCGGGAUGAUGAUCUGGACGACAGAAGCUUGCUGCCUCCUCUCCCAUUAGCGACGGGAAACGAUAGCGUCAUACUAGCAUUUACCACGCAGAAGGACAUCUAUGAGAAGCACAUCAACGAGGCUCUGUAUCUCGAGUUUCAGUGGGAGAACUCGACAUCGAGUGGCAGCAGCUUUAGUCCGGUACUAGCAAUAUACAGCACCUACGACGGGGAUGCGGGUGCACUGCAGGCACUGCAGGAGACGGGCAAGAUGGACGGAGAACCGGCAAAACCAGAGAGCAUCACGGGCUCGGCCGACGACUCAAACCCAACGACGGCCCCGAGCACGGGAGCCGCCACAUCGACGCCGACCUCCGAAGCCUCUGGAAAUCAGCAGGGCGUCGAGGACUCUUCGAGCAGCAGCAGCAGCAGUGGUGGCGGCGGACUCUCAGACGGUGCCAUUGCCGGCAUAGCCGUGGGCUGCACGUUGGCCGGCCUGGCGCUCCUCGGCGGCGUCCUGCCCUGGUUCUUCUGCUUCCGGCGGCGACGGCGCGGUAGGAACCACCGCAACAAGGCCGGCUUCGCGACGGACUCGGGCUCGCGUGCCAUGAUGUUCGGCAAGGAAAUCACGUCGGAGUCGACGACGCACUCGACGUACGGCGGCGCCGACGACGGCGCCAGUGGGCGCGGCAUCACGCUCGACGGGCAUGUUGCGAGUACUCCGGGCGGAAGGCCGAGUCUGGCGCUCGAUCUCGACCAUGACGCCUACGCGACGCCGUACUCGGAUCGCGUGCCUACGCCCCCGGCGGCGGUAGCGCUGCCGGGCACCGCUGUCGCGGCGACUCAUAGAGAGAGCACGGCGGAUCCGUCGAUGAUGAACAGGCACGAUAGCGGUGUUGGGAGCGGAGUUGGGAUCGGAGUUGGGAUCGGGUCUGGGACCGGAUCUGUGACAAGCCCGCAGUCGCCCACGCCACCCGGAAACUCGCGCUUAGACUCGCGCUUAAACUCGCGCUACGCGCACCUCGUCGAGGAGGGCAUGACCGAGGACGAGAUCCGGCAGCUCGAGGCCGAGGAGCGGCACCUGGACGCGGCGAUCGAGGACGCGGGGCGGUACAGCAGUCGCGGGACCCGGUGA